Molecule: messenger RNA, 565 nt
Organism: Oryctolagus cuniculus (rabbit)
Lineage: Eukaryota; Metazoa; Chordata; Mammalia; Lagomorpha; Leporidae
Source: RefSeq, a predicted model, not a curated record
CGACGAGAGAACGCGGGGCGGGUCCGCGGCCUGAGCGCUGGGCGCCAGCUUUCCGAGGCUCCUCCCGGGAGCGGCCCGAAGCAGCGCGCCCCUCAGCCGGUCCUCGGCCCGCAAGACCUGAGGCCAGUACACAAGACCGCGUACUGGCUGCCAGGCCUCUGGGCCCGUCGUGAGGGGACUUCCUCGAAAGCGCGGGCCUGGUCAGUCGGCCGGUCGCGGCGGGCCAGUCUCCUUGGUGCAGGCGUCCUGGAGGCACCCGGGGAUCCUCGCCGCCGGAAUGCGGGACUGGCACGAGGUCUUUGCCCACAACGUGCUCGUGCCCCCCCACCCGCAGAGAGCACGCCAGCCGGUGAAGGAGUCCACGGCGUUCCAGUGUGUCCUGAAGUGGCUCGACGGGCCGCUCAUCAGACAGGGGCUGCUGGAGGUGCUGUCGGAGGUGGAGUGCCAUCUGCGAGUGUCUCUCUUUGAUGUCACCUACCGACACUUCUUCGGGAGGACGUGGAAGAGCUCCGUGCAGCCGACCAAGCAGCUCUCGAGGCAGCCGUCCCGGGUCGUCUUCAAUGAG